AUUGGCAGGAGCUGCAGCAAGCUUGUCCGCACUCGAACAGCACACCUGGAAGUCCGUCUUCGCGCACCGGACACCGUGACGAGAGGAGAGAGGUGGCAGCAGGACGAGGGUGAGUGAGUCAGUGGCAAUCAACGACAGGCAACAAGCGAGAGGCUGGUCGGCCAGACUCGCCUACUGUGCGCCAGUCGGCUUGACUCGCUAAUAAGUUGACAGGCUCAGCAGUGGCAGGCUAGGCACUCACCAAGACGCCCGGAAUUCUGUCAAUGCAAGGCUCCUUCGCUUUCGGUCUCGCCAAAAGUGGGGUCAACGGGCUGCCCGGCGUGCGGCGGGCUGCCACGGCCUCCCAGAUCGGCGGUCGCCUUUCGUCUCCCAGCUCCCCAGUGAGCAACGAGAACGGCGCCGCUGGCGGCUGGAAUAGCGAUGACGAAGCCGUGAACGGAUCUGCGGCGUCCUUGGUCACCACCAUGUCUGCCAUUCCGCGUGUAGCUUCAUCGCCCAUCGCGUUCGCAGACUUGGGCAGUGACCAGGCGGCGCUAGCGGCCAAAACCGCAGCACGCACGGGUAGCGUGAUUAGGACGAUGACGCCACCGUCGGAGGCGGCAGAAGGAGAUGAAUUGCACUUAAGCAAGCGAGGCACCUCAGUGGACAAGACGAACCCGUUCAUUGGGUACUUCCAAACGGGCACAGAAGAGAAUGAUGUGUUGGAGACGGUUUCGGGAGCAGCUAGGGCCAAGAUGAAGGCUCCAAUGCCGCCGUCCCCAGCACCAGUGCGCCGUGUGCCUAUUCGAACGCAGAGCAGCGCGGCGCUUUCGUCCAUGUCGUCGUUCUACCCGUCAGCAUUCUUCACGCCGCAUAAGACAACGGAGUGGCUUGGCUCGCAGACUAGCCGCCUCCCGUUCUUUAAGCAGAGAGAUGCGAAGCAAUCCACGCAGCAAAGACAGCAGGACGAGCAAAAGAGACGUACAGCGUUCCUGGAUUCGUUGAAACUGGAACCAUCAGCGCUGGCUGUGCAGGCCGCAAAGGAUGAAAACCAGGAGGAACCGGUGCAAAAGCAGAAGCAGAGAGCUUCGUUCAAGCGCACUGUUUCGAUGCCGGCUGCUAUGUCUACGAAGGCAGCGGUAGCAGCACUGUCGCCUAUCGUAACUUCAUCAGAGGUGAAGGACGUUACUACAUCGAGCUUAACUCCUGAUGGUACUUGCACGUCGAAAUCGCGCUUUGAACAGGAUUUUGAGGUCGUGGGCUCUCUAGGUGAAGGUGGUCAAGGCGCUGUGUUCAAAGUACGAAGCAAGGUGGACGGGUGCUAUUAUGCUAUCAAGAAGGUGGUGCUGCCUCGCGCUACGGAGCUUGAUGCUAACCGCGCGGAGAGCCAAGCACUGCGUGAAGUUCGUUUGAUGGCAUCCAUGGCCCCGCAUCCCAACGUGGUGCGCUACCAUACAGCGUGGACUGAGGUGGAUGCGUGCGUUUCUCACAAGAGCUCGUCGAUGGAGAGCGUUCGUGGCUCAGACGUGCCGUCGCUCGAAAGUGACUGUAGUCCUGAAAGCCUUCAGCGACAGCAACUGGAACUGCUGGACGAGGAGGCCGAGCUGCGAAGCAUGGAGACUGAAGACCAGUCGUUUUCGCUUGAGUUUUCGUCAAAUUCACUUAGUUUCGACGAGUAUUCCACUCCUGGAUUCACGUUUGAGGACGAAGGCGAAGAGGAGGACUCGGUGGGUUUGUGUGUGGAUGAUAAGGCUGCGUUCGGACAACCUGGUGACCUGAAGAACGAGGUUCGCGUAGCUCCUCCUGCUUCUCGCGCUGAACCGGUGGUCAUGAAGUCUCAGGUUAUUCUGUACAUUCAAAUGGAACUGUGCGGGACGGCAGUAAACUCUGUGCCUUCGACUCCCACUGCAGGUGGCCACCAGCCAAUUCAUCAUAUUCUGGACCAGCUGAAGUCGCCUCAACAAGAUAUUCAGCAUUAUAGCGAAGAAACUCACUCGAACCUGGGAGCAUGGCUCCGAUCUUCGUUGGAGGAGCGAUCAGCGUGGUCUAACACCUCCGAUAUCCACCAAGAAGGGUUGAAGCUGUUUCUCAGUGCAGUUCAGGGUGUGGCUCACAUGCAUUCCUACGGCGUGAUCCACCGCGACUUGAAGCCGGACAACAUAUUCAUCCAUGGCGAUCAAGCGAAGAUUGGCGACUUCGGUCUAUCCAAGUCUGUUUUUACGGACAGCUCGUCCUAUGGGGCUGUGUCACCUCGUGAGCGGCUGCUGGAGUUGGGACUAAGCGAUGGAGAUCACACGACGGCACUCGGUACGUUCACAUACGCGUCUCCUGAACAGCUAGGGUACCGCUUUAGCAGCAGCAAUGUGCUGAAGAACGCGGCGACUCGUCUGAAAAGCGCCAAGUACUCGAUCAAGUCGGAUAUCUUUGCUCUGGGGGUGAUUUUACUGGAGCUAUGCUGCCCGUUUAGCACGAUGAUGGAGCGUUCGCAAGUGUUGACAGGCGUGCGCCACGGUGUUGUGCCCCAUAAGGCGCGACAACACUUUCCAAUGGAGAUGGAUCUGGUGUUGCGUAUGACUUCAAUUGACCCUGGUGAGAGACCCACGAGUGAAGAAGUUUGCGAGCAGCUACGCAAGAUAAUGGCAACGUCAGGCACUGCAGUCACGCCAGCAUCAGCUCUGGAGGAGUUGCGAGAGCUGCAGGCGAAACUCGCAGCCGCUGUCCGCAAGGUACGUGAUCGUUCUCAAGCUACUCUUCAGCUCGAGGCUCUUGUCUCCGAGUUGAACGACAAGGUCCAGAACGUGGCCAUUGCUCUUGCCUAAGAAAAUCGAGCAUGAAGUCCACGAAGGACAUCGCAGCGUGGAAAAAAAUCUGGAAACCCAACGAAAAAGCAAAUAACGACGACAAAGCAGCGCGAGACAAGCAGCUUCCUCGAUGAAGACAAGCGACCUCGCUAAUUAGUGGCUUUUGUGUGUGCGAAGUAAACCAAUCUGCACCCACGAAAUUGUGCGUGCACGAAAUGUACGAUGAUCCUCGCAAAAGUCGAAAGCGUAAGAAUGGCGCUCGAUGCGCGUAAGCCAGCGCAUUGAUCUAUGAGUAUCGAACGCCAUUCAACAUGGUGAUGGAAUAGGCCAAACGCAAAUUCCUCCUGUAAUUAUAAGGAUGUGCUCGAAUCGUGUUUCUUUGCCUUAAGGAAAGAGCUAGCAAUUGCUGGGCAAGGCGUUGAAGAAGUGGUAUUGCUGGUCUCUGUCGAACACGCCGACCAUUGUGCCACAGUCCGAGCAUGCCACCGGGUAAAACUCGUCUUCUUGCAGCAACCGAGCAAUCUGCUGUCCCCUCGUAGUCGUCUUGUUACUUGUAGCCAAGCUCUGUCGUUUGUGGAACGGCAGUGAAGCUGGCACUUGACUGCCUUCACCUGCCGUGUAAGUGAGGAUUUCAUCACGCUUGACACGACAAUUGAUCGCUGCAGUCGCUCGAUACUGGUUCGUGUAGGUUGCAUGUCUGCAAGGAAUUACCCGGUAUUUCUGUUAGUAUACUCAUGAUAGCAACACUAACGCAGCAACGCCUACCUCUCACAAACCAUGCACACCGUUACGAAGCAGCAUGGACAACACAGCGUAGCGUCCGUCUCAUCUUUUGUAGCACGAGCCCCACCUGUACAGGCAACCUGUAAGUACGUUCACCUGUCACUAUAUGCUGCCAAAACUUACGCAAGUUCGUCUGCACCCACUGCUCGUCUGCGUCGUCUAACUGCUCGUCGUACAGCGGAU
Messenger RNA from Phytophthora nicotianae INRA-310, 3746 nucleotides. RefSeq names its product PEK protein kinase. NCBI's taxonomy places the organism in Eukaryota, Oomycota, Peronosporomycetes, Peronosporales, Peronosporaceae. The transcript has a single exon. Bases 264 to 2798 code for a protein of 844 amino acids. Gene Ontology annotation, molecular function: ATP binding; protein kinase activity. The record is from RefSeq and is a predicted model, not a curated record. Gene Ontology annotation, biological process: protein phosphorylation.